This is a messenger RNA of Haliotis rubra (blacklip abalone), 408 nucleotides long. Its product is annotated as interferon alpha-inducible protein 27-like protein 2A. Bases 1 to 408 code for a protein of 135 amino acids. The record is from RefSeq and is a predicted model, not a curated record. NCBI's taxonomy places the organism in Eukaryota, Metazoa, Mollusca, Gastropoda, Lepetellida, Haliotidae. Gene Ontology annotation, biological process: apoptotic signaling pathway. Gene Ontology annotation, cellular component: mitochondrion; membrane. The transcript is spliced from 3 exons.
AUGUUGCGAACGGACGUCGUAUGUUUUCUGCUCCUCAUCAGCUGUCUGGGCGUCCGUGGCACAGAGGACAAGGAGAAGAGUUUCUGGGAUGACCCGUGGUGCGUGGGCCCCGCUGUUGUGGUUGGAGCUGUAGGAGGUGCGGUACUGGGUCCAGUUGUUCUGGGGGCCGGGCUCGCAGGAAUGGGGUUCACAGGAACAGGGAUUACAGCAGGCUCCCUGGCAGCGGGUGCGAUGUCUACAGCUGCGACGACAGGAGUGGGCGCGGGGCUCGUUGCAGUAGCACAGUCUGCAGGGGCUGCUGGUGUAGCUGUAGGAACGAAGGUAGCAAUGGCCGCAGGCGGGGCAGCCGUAGGCUACUUCACCAGCGGGUGCAAGGAGCCAAAUUGUGAAGGAGACGAAAACAAUUAG